Messenger RNA from Eurypyga helias (sunbittern), 2407 nucleotides. It is a transcript of the gene PLCB1, whose product is annotated as phospholipase C, beta 1 (phosphoinositide-specific). Gene Ontology annotation, molecular function: calcium ion binding; calmodulin binding; phosphatidylinositol-4,5-bisphosphate phospholipase C activity. Gene Ontology annotation, cellular component: cytoplasm; nuclear speck. NCBI's taxonomy places the organism in Eukaryota, Metazoa, Chordata, Aves, Eurypygiformes, Eurypygidae. Gene Ontology annotation, biological process: memory; phosphatidylinositol-mediated signaling; lipid catabolic process. The annotation marks the transcript as partial. The transcript is spliced from 20 exons. The record is from RefSeq and is a predicted model, not a curated record.
ACCUAAACAACAGGCAAAAAUGGCAGAGUACUGCAGAUUGAUAUUUGGAGAUGCAUUACUUAUGGAUCCAUUGGAAAAAUACCCGCUUGAACCUGGGGUUCCUCUUCCAAGCCCUAUGGAUUUAAUGUACAAAAUUCUGGUGAAGAAUAAAAAGAAGUCGCAUAAGUCAGCAGAUGGAAGUGCAAAAAAGAAGCUCUCGGAACAAGCUUCCAACACAUGCAGUGACACAUCUAGUAUGUUUGAACCUUCCUCCCCCGGAGCAGGAGAAGCUGACAUUGAGAGCGAUGAUGACGAUGACUAUGAUGAUGACUGUAAAAAGUCGUCGAUGGAUGAAGGUACUGCUGGAAGUGAGGCCAUGGCCACGGAAGAGAUGUCUAACCUGGUGAACUACAUUCAGCCUGUGAAGUUUGAGUCAUUUGAAGUAUCAAAAAAACGCAACAAAAGCUUUGAAAUGUCUUCCUUCGUGGAAACCAAAGGGCUUGAGCAACUCACAAAGUCUCCCGUGGAAUUCGUGGAAUACAACAAAAUGCAGCUAAGCCGAAUUUACCCAAAGGGGACACGUGUAGAUUCUUCAAACUACAUGCCACAAGUCUUUUGGAAUGCUGGCUGCCAAAUGGUUGCUCUUAACUUCCAAACUGUAGAUUUGUCUAUGCAAAUAAACAUGGGAAUGUACGAGUACAAUGGCAAAAGCGGAUACCGGUUAAAGCCAGAAUUCAUGAGAAGACCAGACAAACACUUUGAUCCGUUUACUGAAAGUAUAGUGGAUGGAAUAGUAGCUAACACCUUGUCUGUCAAGAUAAUUUCAGGUCAGUUUCUUUCUGAUAAAAAAGUCGGUACCUACGUAGAAGUCGACAUGUUUGGCCUGCCUGUGGAUACAAGGAGAAAAGCUUUGAAGACCAAGACCUCUCAAGGCAAUGCCGUCAAUCCCGUCUGGGAAGAGGAAACCAUAGUGUUUAAGAAGGUCGUUUUACCUUCCCUGGCGUGUUUGAGGCUAGCAGUCUAUGAAGAAGGAGGAAAAUUUAUUGGUCAUCGGAUAUUACCAGUUUCAGCAAUUCGACCAGGCUAUCACUACAUCUGUUUGAGGAAUGAGAGGAACCAACCUUUGACACUGCCAGCUCUCUUUGUGUACAUAGAAGUCAAAGACUAUGUACCUGAUACUUAUGCAGAUGUGAUCGAGGCCUUAUCCAAUCCAAUCAGAUACGUGAACUUGAUGGAGCAGAGAGCUAAGCAACUGGCCGCGCUGACUCUGGAAGAUGAAGAAGAGGUAAAGAAAGAGAUUGACCAUGGGGAUGCAGCACCCGAAGCUAACAAUGAACCUAGGCCAACACCAGCAGAGAAUGGAGUAAAUUACACUGCCUCUCUUACACCGAAACCAGCAACUCAGGUUGUCCAUAGCCAACCAGCACCAGGUUCGGUGAAAGCACCUGCAAAGACAGAAGAUCUUAUUCAGAGUGUCCUCACAGAAGUGGAAGCACAGACUAUUGAGGAACUAAAACAACAGAAGUCUUUUGUUAAGCUUCAGAAGAAGCACUACAAGGAAAUGAAGGACCUUGUGAAGAAGCACCACAAGAAAACCACCGACCUUAUCAAAGAGCACACUGCGAAGUAUAAUGAAAUCCAGAAUGACUACCUGCGACGAAGAGCUGUUUUGGAAAAAACAGCAAAAAGAGACAGUAAGAAAAGAUCUGAAACGGGCAGCCCAGACCACAGUUCUUCAACUAUUGAACAGGAAUUAGCUGCGCUCGACUCUGAAAUGACCCAGAAGCUGGUGGAGUUGAAGGAGAAGCAACAACAGCAGCUGCUAAAUCUCCGCCAGGAGCAAUAUUACAGUGAGAAGUACCAGAAACGAGAGCACAUUAAGCUGCUUAUUCAGAAGUUGACUGAUGUAGCAGAGGAGUGUCAGAACAGCCAGCUAAAGAAACUGAAAGAGACGUGUGAAAAGGAAAAGAAAGAAUUGAAGAAGAAAAUGGACAAGAAGAGGCAGGAGAAGAUCACAGAAGCAAAGUCCAAGGAUAAAAACCAAAUGGAAGAAGAGAAGACCGAAAUGAUUCGAUCGUAUAUCCAGGAGGUGGUGCAAUACAUAAAACGGCUAGAAGAUGCUCAGAGUAAAAGACAGGAGAAACUUGUAGAAAAGCACAAGGAGAUUCGUCAGCAAAUACUGGAUGAAAAGCCUAAGUUGCAGGUGGAACUUGAUCAGGAAUAUCAAGACAAAUUCAAAAGACUGCCUUUGGAAAUUCUGGAGUUCGUACAGGAAGCCAUGAAAGGGAAAAUCAGCGAAGACGGAGACCACAGUUCUGCCCCCUCUUCCCUGGCAUCUGACAGUGGAAAAUCAAAUCAUAAACCUCUGCAAAGCGAAGAGGAAUUGGAAGAAGAUCAUCCAGAAAAAGUAUUUGAUACAACUUUUUAA